AUGCUGGCUGGGGACAUACCAACACCUGCCUCGUUACUGAUGGGCCGGGCAGUGCCAGCAACAGUGGCUAGUGCAACAGCUAUUCCAACCUUGCUUAACCAUUCCCAUGAGCCAACGUUUUCUUACACACCUGAGAAGUCCAUGCAGGAUUUGGCAAGCGAGCCGACGUCGAUUGCUCCCUUAGCUAGUGAUCGUCUGCUCCAUGCCCAGACGGAGGAUAUUACCGCACAAAAAAUGGCAUCUGGGCAGUCGUUUCCGCUGUACGAAGGCCUCCCUGAGCGUUACGAGCUUGUCGCAAUGCUAGGAAAUGGCACAUUUUCUACUGUAUACAGAGCAUAUGACCGGAAAACGAAUACCCCUGUGGCUAUCAAAGUCGUGCGCGUAGGCGACAAGGAACAAAACCGAGCGUUAAAUCCCAAUAUUCGCGAGCAUGACCGGUCAACAGAGCGCGCAUCCAUCCUGCAAGAAGUGCAGAUUAUGCGCCGAUUGCGGCACGAAAACAUUGUUCAGCUGCUUGACUUUAUUGAUGCGGAUGAAUAUUGCUAUUUGGUAAUGGAAAUCGUUAAUGGGGGCGAAUUGUUUGAUCAGAUCAUCAAGCUAACGUACAUGAGCGAGCCGCUCGCGCGGCAUGUGAUUUGUCAAGUGGCGGAAGGCAUUCGGUUCAUGCACAACGAAUGCGGCAUAGUACAUCGUGACAUCAAGCCAGAGAAUCUUCUUUUUGAGCAUAUCGACACGGAGCCAUCCGAGUCGUUCCAGCGCAAGCCAUACGAUGAGGAGACCAAGAUUGACGAAGGCAAGUUCGUUCCUGGGGUAGGCGGAGGCGAAAUUGGCCGCGUCAAAAUAGCCGACUUUGGCCUUAGCAAGAUUGUGUGGGAACAUUCGACCAAGACGCCGUGUGGUACGGUAGGCUACGCGGCACCUGAGAUCGUACGCAACGAACAGUAUUCGCUUAGUGUAGACAUGUGGGCAUUGGGCUGUGUAUUAUACACGCUGCUUUGUGGCUUUCCUCCCUUUUAUGAUGAGUCGAUAAAAGAUCUCUCAGAGAAGGUGUCGAAUGGACACUAUGCAUUCCUAAGCCCUUGGUGGGACGACAUUAGCGAUGGAGCGAAGGAUCUAGUUGCGAAACUGUUAUGUGUGGAUGUGGACGCCCGAAUGACCAUCAGCGAGUUCUUUGAGCACCCGUGGGUCAAGAGUGGCUCGGAGUCCACGAAUGGCGCAAGUGCACUGGUUCAGCAACAGACGCGCAAGCGGAUGUGGCCAUUAUCAAAUAUGGAAUCCGUCGACUCGCCCCUCCUUGCGUCGUUGCAUGGCAAUGACGGGUACCAAGAAGGCGUAAGCACGCCUGUCAGCAAGAACCAUCUGCGCGAGGCCUUUGAUGUGUCGUUUGCUGUUCAUCGGAUUGAGGAAGAAAUGCGCCAGUCGAAACGGUAUCGAUCGCUGCAGCCACCCACAGGCACAGGCGUGAAUUCGACUGCGCAUGAUGUGGCAUCAGCGGAUGCCCGGUAUGGAAGUUUGGCUGCCAAAAUUAUCCUUGAUAAGCACAACUCACAUGCGAAACAAAAGGCCCCCUCCUUCCCUACUGCGCCUUCGAAUCAAGACGAUUUCCGACUUUCCAUGGACGGUGCAACCAUUCUUCAGCGACGCAAGCACAUGCGCAAACCUCCCAACUCUGAAUUCGAGAAGCCGGACCACAUGCCGGUCUGCUUAGGAGCUUAG
This is a messenger RNA of Malassezia globosa CBS 7966, 1716 nucleotides long. RefSeq lists its product as uncharacterized. Gene Ontology annotation, biological process: cellular response to oxidative stress; protein phosphorylation. The record is from RefSeq and is a predicted model, not a curated record. Gene Ontology annotation, molecular function: ATP binding; calcium/calmodulin-dependent protein kinase activity. The coding region runs from base 1 to 1716 and encodes 571 amino acids. The transcript has a single exon. Lineage: Eukaryota; Fungi; Basidiomycota; Malasseziomycetes; Malasseziales; Malasseziaceae.